AUUCACAGUUCCUAGGGAAGUACAAAAACACAUUUCAAUUUACACCACCAUACAAACAAAAAAUAAAUAAAUAUAUUUUUGUUUCUUUAAGAGACUGAUUCAAAAUUAAUCACGUCAAUCCAAUCCUCCACCCACUAUUCCCUUUCCUCGCUAUAAAUCAAAUCUAUGAACCCUAACUUCCCAUUAAUUUCAGGGUUUUCAAAAAUGGAAACCCUAAUUCAAUCUCUUCCACUUCUCCCACUCUUCUUCACCUUCUUCCUUUCAAUUUACUUAAUUGCCCAAUUCAUCGUCUUCCGCAACUGGCCAGCGAUUCACCGUCUCGAAGCUUCCAGCUGCUUAAUUUCCCUCUUCCACGGUACACCCGCUGCAAUUUUCGCCUCCUACUACGCCGUCUUUAACGACGUUAACAGAACCCACACCUCCUUCUCGUCGCCAAAUACUCCCGCGCAAAACUCCGUCCUCGAUUUCAGCAUUGCGUAUUUUCUAAUGGAUCUCAUUCACUACCUCAUCUUUUUCCCUAGCGACGUUCUCUUCAUCGGUCACCAUUUAGGGACGCUGUUUGUUUUCAUCACGUGCCGUUACUUUGUCUCUCACGGCGCGUUUGCUAUACUCUCUUUGCUCGUUCUUGCCGAGAUUACUAGCUUCUGCCAGAACGCGUGGACUUUGGCGCGUGCGAGACGAGGUGAUGUGAAAUUCGCGGCGAAGGUUUAUCAUUUACUGUCGCCGCCUUUUUAUGCUUUUUAUUCGGUUGUGAGAGGGUUUUUGGGUCCUUGGUUUGUUUAUGAAAUGGGGAGAUUUUAUAUUAGUGGCGGUGCUGAUAGUGUUAUUCCUAAAUGGGUUUGGGUUUCUUGGAUGAUUGUUGUGAUCAUGGCUAUUUCUGUUAGUAUUUUGUGGAUUGUUAAUUUAUGGGUUGAAUUGUAUAGAGAAAGGAAGCUCAAAUUUGGGAAGAAAUUGAGUUAAUUAUGUUAGAUUAGAAGUAUUUAAAUAAAAAUAUGUAAUCUUUUUUAUUGUUGA
This is a messenger RNA of Mercurialis annua (annual mercury), 1014 nucleotides long. Its product is annotated as TLC domain-containing protein At5g14285-like. Gene Ontology annotation, cellular component: membrane. The coding region runs from base 166 to 960 and encodes 264 amino acids. The record is from RefSeq and is a predicted model, not a curated record. Lineage: Eukaryota; Viridiplantae; Streptophyta; Magnoliopsida; Malpighiales; Euphorbiaceae. The transcript has a single exon.